Messenger RNA from Trypanosoma grayi, 909 nucleotides. Its product is annotated as putative NADH-cytochrome b5 reductase. The coding region runs from base 1 to 909 and encodes 302 amino acids. The record is from RefSeq and is a predicted model, not a curated record. Gene Ontology annotation, molecular function: cytochrome-b5 reductase activity, acting on NAD(P)H. NCBI's taxonomy places the organism in Eukaryota, Euglenozoa, Kinetoplastea, Trypanosomatida, Trypanosomatidae. The transcript has a single exon.
AUGGUGCGCUUCGUUGCCGGCUUUGCUCCCGGCCUGCUCGUGAGCGCGGCGUCGAGUGCGGCGGCGUGGGCGGCUGCGUGGCCCCACGGCGAUGCAGCAUCAACAACCGCAUCGUGUGCGGCGCGGACAUCGACGUUUUCCCCUGACGAGUACCGUGCAUUCAAACUUCUGUCGUCGCGCUAUGAAUCGCACGACACGCGGCGGCUUUACUUCGGCCUCGCCAGCGCGGAGACGCCAUUUGCAAUGCCGGUCGCGUCCUGCAUUGUCGCGAAGCUGACGGAUGCGGAUGGGAAAGACGUGCUGCACCCCUUCACACCCAUCACUGCGAACAGCACCAAGGGACACUUUGAGCUUAUCGUCAAAAAGCGCGUAAAGGACAAGAUGAGUGCUCACCUAUUCCAGCUGCAGCCCGGGGAGGAGCUGCUGGUGAAGGGGCCCUUUGAGAGGUUCGCCUACAAGCCAAACAUGUGGAAGAGCGUAGGCAUGCUCGCGGGUGGAGCAGGCAUAGCGCCCAUGUACCAGCUACUGCAGGAAAUUCUAGCGAACCCAAAGGACAAGACACAUGUCUCACUGAUUUACGCAAAUAAUCAGCGUCGCGAUAUUUUGCUGGCAAACGAGCUCAUGACACUGUACAAGACAUACAGUAACUUCAACCUCUACCUUACCCUCCUUGAAGUGCCGCAUCGUUGGAUGGGUGGAAUCGGGUACAUCAACGAGGCAAUGAUCCGCACCUACAUGCCAAAACCUGGGGAAAAGCACACAAAGAUCCUUGUGGCAGGGCCACCGCCUAUGCUGGAGAAGCUGGCGGGUGACAAGGUAUUUGCUGCAGGCAAAGCCCCGGAACAGGGGAUGUUGCUGGGGGUUUUGAAAGAUAUGGGUUAUAAAGAAGAGCAGGUGUUUAAGUUUUGA